Messenger RNA from Nerophis lumbriciformis (worm pipefish), 6786 nucleotides. NCBI's taxonomy places the organism in Eukaryota, Metazoa, Chordata, Actinopteri, Syngnathiformes, Syngnathidae. The record is from RefSeq and is a predicted model, not a curated record.
AUGCAGUCCUUCCGUGAGCGCGCUGGUGGUUACCAUAGCAACCAACCCUGCUACCAGCAGGAGCCCCACGAAUUAUCACGCCUGGAAACGUACCGACAACACCCGCUCCAUGCCCAUCCUCAGCUACCCCACCCAGGACCUGGUCCACAUCCAGGACCGGGCCCCGGACUUUCAAGGUCAACCUACGAGUCCCGAUCUCUAGUAAACGCUUCAAGUGUGUCUUCAACUGGAGGUGCAGGAACGGGAGUUGUACCCAAGGACUGUUACGGCCAACCACCCUACUCGGGUUACCCCGUCAAUGGUGGCGCCAACGGAAACGGCGGAUCGGCCCCUUCGCAGACAAAGAAGAAAAUCCCUAAAUUCCCUCCGCCAAGUUCUAGUCAACACCUACAGGGUCAUGGAGGUUACACUAACCAUAUGGGCCCAGGGACGUACUCAACUCAGUACAUGAGUGGGGGUCACCUCCAGCAGAAAUGGGAAGAUCCGGCUCAGUUGACGACAUACGAGCAUGAGAUGGUUGGGCGUAUGGAGGCAGUGGGUCCUACUACACCUAACUCCUCACAGUACAUGGACCAGAACAUGCGGAGCCACUCCCAGGGCCAAUGCCACCAGCCCCCUACCCCUACUUACCCCAGCCCCCAUCACCAGUCACAGCCAACGAACCCCUCUCCUUUAAUGUAUCCACAAAGUCACCUGCACUAUCCCCAACCUUCCCCGUCUCCUUCACCUUACAUAGAAAAGUGUAGCCCCAUGCCUCCAUGUUAUAAAGGUUACAGCAUGACACCGACAUCUCAAUAUGGCAGACAAAUGAGCAGCCAUAGCACUCUGAAGCAAGGAGGGUACAGGCCAUCCCAGAAUAGCUAUACCUACCAACACUCAAGAGGUUAUGAGCCACAACCGCCUCUGCAACCCAAUGCCCAGGAACCCCACCCAAAAUAUCAACACUUCAGCCAACCACAGCCGAGCUACUGUCUCUCAGAACUGUCUGUAAGGUCACCUGAUCAGUAUUAUCAGACUUGUAGUCCCUCCUCAAGCCACUCUCCCGCUCGCUCUGUUGGACGCUCCCCUUCAUACAGCUCCACCCCAUCACCGUUAAUGACCAAUCCGGAGUCAUUCCAGUAUGGACAACCGCCUAUUACCCCAGGGGCAGCCUCGUUGUCUUCAUCCUCCUCAACGGGCCACCAAGAGCAAGGCAGUAUGCUGUUACCCCCGCGUUCACACCCUUCACCCGGUGUGCCCCAUGCCACAGCCCACAGCUUCACAAACACUCUGCAAGGACCUACGAUGAAGGAGCGUUUUUCAGAGAAGCUGCUGUCUAACCCCAGCUUGUGGAGCCUAAAUGCCCUCACCUCUCAGGUCGAGAACAUAUCCAACAACGUUCAACAGCUGCUGCUUUCAGAGACUCUGGUGGCCAACAAGAAAACCACCAAACGAAACAGUGGCGGAAGCAACAGCAGUUCUGGAAGUGCGGUAUCCUCCAAAAAGGGUGAGGAGUACAAAAGUCCAUAUCCAGAAAGCUCCAGUAGUCUAAGCGGAGGCCCAAUGCAGGACCUUUACUCCAACGUCCAGCAUCAAAGGAUGCCUUUGGAACUACACGAAGGGGGUUACUCCAGCAGUAGUGAUGAACAACUGGAGAGGGGCUACUACUACAGAAACCAGGGCAGGAGCCCAGCACGGCCUCACAGCAACACACAUAUUAACGUAGACACAGUUUCGUCCUGUUCCAUGACAUCUCCAGAUGAUGUGUCCACAAGAUCCGGAGACUCAGGAUUGCACAACUUUACCCCUGACCCAAUCAGGUGUCAGUCAGUGCAAGGAGGAGAUACCACCCCAGUGAAGAGCAUCAGUGAGGGGAGGUCUCCGAUCAGCAUUACAAUUCCGAGUCCUAUUAAACCUGACACCGACUCUUCUUCCGACAUACAGCAGAUCAAUGAGCUUGUUAAAGAGAACUUUGAAGAAUCCGCUUGGACGGACAAAUCAGCUGCUAAAGUAGCAGGUACUAGCCCCAAAACACCUGAAAAUGACAGAGAUGUAACUAAACCCACCGAGAAAGAGGAUAAAUGGUUGGGUGACGACAAAUGCUCUUUUCUUUUCAGCCAAGUAAACAAAGAAGAAGCAGAAAAAGACUUUUGCUAUGCGGAGACUACAUACAAAGGUGUCCAGAGAAAAUAUGACACAAACUCACUUGAACAGUCCCCAGUUGCUUGCUCUAACUCGAGCCACAAUUUCGGGCAAGAAAUAAAAGAAGCAUACAAAUCAGAGUCAUCAACUGCUUCGGAGAGCUCGCUGAAAGUAUUGCCUUUCAAUCCCAUGAGUGACCUCGAACAGGAUCAAUAUUCCACAGAAAAGGAGGACAGCUCAGACAACACCUCUCCCACCCCUCAAAUUGAAGCCAUCGAGGAGUCUCAUUCAAACAUUCAACAUUCAAAACAGAUAGAAUGCAAAGGAUUGAGUGAGGAAGCGGAAAAUGAGGAGGAAAAGGAUGAACAACAAACAGAUGAACUAAAGAUAACUGCUCUUGCCCCUUCCCUGUCUGAUGAGGUGAAAAAAGACCUAGGGAAGGUGGAGAACAUUAGCCAGUCAUUGACUUCUGAGUUCAUGAAUAAUAGACUCGGAUCCGAGAAACCUCCUACAGACCCUUGCAACAGGACAAAGAAUCAAAGGACUGAGCUCCAAAAUGACAAUAAACUUGCAGGAGUCCCCGUACAUCCAAAUGUGGCAGCAGCCCCAGACGCUUCUUCGAGAGAAUCAGCUAUUGGUGACACUGCUCCGCAGCCACAAUCUGCUAUGCCGGUGUUCUCAGCUCUCAAUGAUAAAACAACACCAAACCCAGCUCAGUCAAGGGAUCACAUUGAUCACAGCGACGCUAAAGUGCUAGAGCCAGAUUCUCCUCAGUUGCCUGGGAAGUCAAUACUUCCCUCAGCCCCCUCCUGGGCAGACACACCACCCUCCCCAAAGAAAGGCGAUGAGGACAUGGAGCCUGGCCUCAGCUGCUCCAGUGCCGUGACCCCAUUGGCCAAGCCGGAGCCUGUGGCCCCAUCUGCUCAACCCAGGGCAUUUGGACGUAAGCAUGCAAGAGGGAGAAGGAAAAUUAUGCUUUCAGGUGUUACCAUCAGGCGACAGCCAAGUUUGGAAAGGGAUGAAGAGAAGGAUGAAAAAGAGGACCCCCUGGCUUUAGAGAAAGCCUGCAGGCCUGCAAGCAAAGCUAUACUGUUCUCCGAUCAAACUGACCUGGCCCAACAGGAAUCUAUAGUGAGCCAGACAACCAAAAUGUUAACUGAAGGCCUCACUUCAAGAAUGUGCACACGCUCAUUCAAUUCAUCAGACCCGCCAUCCAAAGGCCAGACUCAUUUGAAGAGGAAACCAGGGCCAAAACCUGGAGCCACAUCAGGACUAAAAAAUGCAUCAAAACCAGGGCCAAAACUCGGAGGCAAGCCAGGCCCCAAACCUGCCCUUAGGCCUGGACCAAAACCUGAACUUAAAUCAGGACUAAAGGCUGUGCCAAAUUCACCAGAUCCAGCAGAGAAAACAGAGGCUUUGGGCAAACGAAAACCAGGGCCCAAACCGGGGAUAAAACCUGUAUCAAAACCUGGGCUUAAAGCUGUUUCAAAGCCAGGUCCAAAAUCAGGACCUAAGCCUGAACUCAAAUCUGCAGAACUUCCCACACCCACUGAAACUAUACCCAUCAAGGCAACUGUUGGCCGUCCCAAAGGCUCGGUUUCCAAGGUGAAGCAGAAACUACAGGAAGAAAACAUUACACAUGUGUCAGGGCCACAGGGCAGGGCCAAGAAAAAUAUGGAUACUACACUUACACAAAUAAACCAGGAUACAAAAGUAAUAAACCAUGAUGAAAAGUCACAAAAUGUCAUAAAAGCACAAGAGAAUGAAAAUAAAAAUAUGACCUUGAGGUCAAGAAAGCCCUCACAGACAAAAGUGUCAAAAGAAAACGAGAAAAACGUCCAUAAAGACUCUUCAAAACCAGCACUGACAGAAACUAGCACAAAUGAUUGUUCUAAAAAAGCAGAAUGUGUAACUACAGAAAAGUUUUGUACUCCAAGUCCCCAACUCGUGAAAAACAUAGAUAAUCCAACAGAACCUCUUUCACUGCCCCCACCGGAAAAUACUGAAGAAAAAAUAACGCUAGCACUAAAAUGUCAGUCAUCCACAGAAGCCUCUACAGUACCUGGAAAGAAGAAGAGAGGUCCAAAGCCGAAAACAAAACCCCUGCAGCCACAAGCUGCAAAGCCGGAACCCGUUGUCUCCACACCUAAAGAAGGUGAUAUUCCACGGACCAGAAGAAAGAGAGGGUCACCCAGAAAAGAUUCUGAAGUCCCCUACCCACCCAAACAUCUUCCCUGUAAUGUUGUUGAAAAUGAUCAAGGUGAAGUGCCAGUUAUGGCUGCUCAGUGCCCCACCCGAACAAAAGUUCUUCCCCCUCGUAAGGGCAGGGGACAGAAAUAUGAGGCCAUGGUACAGAAAAUCACAUCGCCUGGCUCAAAAAAAUACCUCCAAACGUCUCAUGCAGAAAAUCUCGAUGACACAACAACUAAGGAUGUCGUCAAAGAUGGAGAGACAGCUAUUCCUGUAAAUGGCACUGAAAUGAUGGAAAGUGAAGUGAAAAGCGGACAGGAGGGUAUGAAACACAUAGAAGGGGGCAUAAAAAAGGAGGUCAAACGAGAGAGUGACAAGCAGGAUAUAAAUCAGGAAGCACCAUUGUCAGAGGAGUUGAGACCAACAGUGAUAGAAGAACAUGGAAAUAAUCAAGAGGCAAGUAAAGAACAUAAACCUUUGGCAGUACACAAUGUCCAGAGAACCAUGGAGGCUCAGGUAGACCUCGGUCCUCGAGAAGAAUGGACCCAACAGGUAAAAGCGCUCAUAUCUGCAGAUGUAUCUACGAACAGGUCUUCGAAACGAAAGCGAUGGGCCAUGGUGGAGAGUGCAGAUCCGUCUGCUGCAGCUUUAGAAGCAGGGAACCUAAUAGUAACAACCCCAAGAGCUGCAAAGCAGAGGGCUAUUAAAAAUAACCACGAGAUGCACUUAAAGCAGAAGAGGAAACGAAAAGGUCAGGUUGCAACAGAAGAACCCGAAGCAGCAAAGGAGAUAAAAGUUGAAGUUACAGAGCAACAAGACGGUAUAGCAGAGGAUAUGAUAACCCCUUUAGAGGCGCCUACACUUCCAAUCAGUGCUGAUGAUAUCAAAGAAUGCCCUGAGGUCAACAACACAGAAGUCGUCCAAAAAUCGAAAAGAGGAAGAAAACCAUCAGCAAAUCCAGCUAAGCGGAAACGGGGGAAAGCCUUAUCCGAAGAGAUUUCUGACAAGCCUGUAAAGGUCUACAAAAAGCCAGGGCCAAAACCUGGAAUGAAAGACGCCUUGGAGGUCAUUGAGGCGGUUGUGAGGGCUGCUGGGUGUGAAGCUGAAAAAGUGGAGAGGAAACUACAAGAGACAGAAAUAGACACGAGUGAAAAGGAAGAAAAGGACUUCACGGUGGGCCCUGUGGUGACGACAUCAGAAGAAAAGACCGAGACCAUUUCUGUAAAGAGAAUCAGAACCAAACCAAUCCAACGUCACCCUUUGUCUUUCUGUCCGCACGUGCGAAUGAACAACUCCAGAGACUUUUCAUCUUGGUGUGCUAUUAUCAACAAGCCCGAGGAUACGCAUGUAUUUCAAAGACGGAGAAAAAAGGGAAUUCUCCGAAUGAGGAAUCCUUUCACGGUUGCAAAGGUAGUGCCGCACACUGCAGCCAUGCUACGAGGACCCGCUGUCAAUACUGAUCUGAAAGGCAGGCAGGUUACGUGUUGCCUGUGCGGAAAGCCCUCAAACUAUAGAGAUCUGGGCGAUCUCUGUGGACCUUACUACGCAGAAGAUCAACUUCCACGGAAACUAUUGACCACUGAGCCGACACUCUUCCCUGGGGAUGUGAUAGAGCACAACAACCAGGGCAAAGCUAGCGAGGAUCCGUGCACAUCAUCAAAGGUUGAAGAAAAGGGAGACAGUCGGAAAGAAUUGCCACAAAAUGACAGGCGAACCAGGCAUCAUCACUGGCCUUACAGACGAGCAGAAAAAAGAGAAAGAACAGGUCGUAAGGACGUUCCUCGAAGAAUUACUCUCCGAGAGAGGUUAAAGAGGAUGAAGCAGCUCCAGUCUUCCGAUAACCAAGAGGGCUUGAUCCAAAAGCUGCAAGAAGAAGCAGAAGCCAGUGAGCACUGGGCUCAUGAAAACUGUGCCAUCUGGACUAAGGGGGUGAUCAUGGUGGCCGGGCGGUUAUACGGACUGAAGGAAGCCGCCGACAACUCGGCCAAAACGAGCUGCCACAAGUGCCAGAUUGCAGGGGCGUCCCUCAGUUGCUGUUGGAGAAGCUGCUCUCAUAAAUACCACUACGUCUGCGCCAAAGAGAUAGGCUGCACAUUCCACGAAGACGACUUCUCCAUCAAAUGUCCCAAACAUGAGACUGACAGUGAUGAAACGCUGGCUGCUGAUCAAAACACCCCACCCACCAUCACUGCCUGCGACGCGCCUCGCAUGCUACACAACAACACGCACACACUCCCUUCCUCGCCUCUCGUCUUGUUUCUCCUUCUCGCUCCCCCCCCGCCGCUUCAGUUCCCUCGUCCCGUUCACCUCUCAUCCCCGACGGGCUCCUGCCUAUUUUUUCAGUCAUGCCGCCUUCAUCCGUCCCUCCCCUUUAUCUCCUCACUUCUCCCCCCCGUCUGCCUUCACCUCCACUCCCACGUCGGAGCCGCGGAAGGAGAGAAAAGGGAGGACAAGAAAGCGAGAGAGAGGCGGUAG